ACACAGAGUGAGGCAGAUUCCAUCGUUCCAAGCAACAUCACAUCUUCAGCAGAAAGCCAUCAGAAUGCCAUCUAGGCUGUUGCUUCCACAAUCCUCACCCUCUCCUUCCUCAAAAAUCAUUCUAAUGUUCAUGGAUUCCAGCUCCCCUUUGCUUUCCCAUCACCCCAACCAUGCAGCACCAAUCCCUUUGCCUUUUUUUCUCACAAUGUGCUGAUUGGUUGGUCCAACCAGCAUCCUUUGCACAGGUUCUGUUAGGCAGGCCAGAUCCAUGAACAUUCUUUACGGUGCAGUCUCUACAACAGGCGCAGCCUUUUCCCCUUGAACUUUGGCUCCUGCCUAACAGAUGGUCACUUUGGGCAUGCAUCAUGGCUUUCAGUGCCUGCCAUUUUUGCUGAACAGUGUGCACUAAUCACUGAGCCAUUAUUGCCUUGGGAUCCAUGUCUUCAAAGUUGAAACUCUAGCAAACCAAAUCUCCAACAGCCAAACACAAUGCAAGUAGGUAGAUGAGGAUGUUGCACCAUCCAAGACAGUGAGGCAUCCUUGAGUGACCACUCUGAUACUAGCUGUUAGUAGUACACACCAAGUGUUCCAUAUAUAUAGAGAUACAAAGGGACCAAGGAAGGAGUAGUACACAUACAUCGCAUAUUCGCAUCACACAUAUACGCCAUAAAGAUUUGCAACUUUGCAAGAAGCAUGGAUGACUUCACUUUCCCCACUCUCCAUGCAGGAGGGCAGUGCAAGCAGCUUCAAUCAGCAUUCUCUCAUCAGUUCGGCCUCGGCUCCCCUCCGCCGUGGUUCGCUGCUGUUGUCGCCGGCGGCGGUGGUGAGGAGGAGGACAAGAUGGACAUGCUGUGGGAGGACUUCAACGAGGAGCUCGCGAGCGCGCCGCCGCUGUGCCCGCUGAGCCCGCUGAACAAGUCGGCAGGGCUGACGAUGACGAAGGAGGCGUGGCUCGACGACGAGAUGAUUGUCGUCGAUCCGGAGAAGCACAGCGGCCGCCUGCUGCGCGCGCACGACGGCAGGGUAGUCUGGCGCCGGAGAUGGAGCCUGCUGCUGAUGCUCAGGCUGCUCAAGAAACUGUUCGUGGUCAAAAAAUCCAGGAACAACCCAAGAACUGCACCGAUCUGAUCCUGAUCAGAUGGGCACGGGCUACCUCCAAGAAAUCAAUGGCUUAUGAGUUAUAUAUAUACGAGAGUGUUGAUUAAUCGGUAGUGUGUGUGUGUAUAUUGAUCUAUACAUGUUCAUUUGAUGUUUAUCACACAAGGCAAAUAGCCCAGGGUGAUCUUUUUUUUGCCGAAAAAUAUGAUCUUCUUGUCAUCAAUCAAUAUAAUCCUUAUUACCAGCUCGAUAA
Phragmites australis (common reed) is the source of this 1351-nucleotide messenger RNA. RefSeq lists its product as uncharacterized. NCBI's taxonomy places the organism in Eukaryota, Viridiplantae, Streptophyta, Magnoliopsida, Poales, Poaceae. The coding region runs from base 694 to 1128 and encodes 144 amino acids. The transcript has a single exon. The record is from RefSeq and is a predicted model, not a curated record.